GCGACGCAAAUCCCCACAACCCACAAAAAUUUUCUGAAGCGACGACUUCUCACCUCAGUCGAAUAAACAGAAUUGAGAUCCUCUUGUACAGUAACAACUGCACGUAAGAGGACCCAUCACCAGCACUCGCCGCUCAGGAGCGGGACGCCCUCUCUUCUUCUUCUUCUCCUUCUCUCUCUAUCAUAUCAAAUGUUAAUGGCUGAUAAAAGAGCCAGUUCAUUUUGAAUUUUUGAGUAACGUUUUAGCUAUCAGGAAAUCCCACUUCUUUCCGGAACCAAAAUUAGAGAGGGAUGGCGAUUGGGAUAAAGGCGGUGCCUUUUGCUGUGGUAGCCCAAGUUCUCGGGGUUGCGGGGAUUAUUAUGGUGCUGAUAUGGAACAUAAGCUUCAGGGGUGGAUUAGCUUGGGAAUCCGCCAACAAGAGUCUCAUCUUCAAUAUUCAUCCUGUUCUCAUGCUCCUUGGCUUGAUUGUAAUUGGGGGUGAAGCCAUUAUUACUUAUAAAACUCUUCCCUUGAGGAAGGAACUGAAGAAAUUGAUACAUCUAGUCUUGCAUGCUAUUGCCCUCAUACUUGGUAUCAUCGGGAUAUACACGGCAUUCAAGUUUCAUAACGAGAGCAAUAUUGCCAAUUUGUAUAGUUUACAUUCUUGGCUUGGAAUUGGGAUUAUUGUUCUCUAUGGCAUCCAGUGGAUUUAUGGUUUCCUGGUGUUCUUCUACCCCGGUGGCUCAUCAGAAAUCAGGCACGAAUCACUUCCAUGGCACGUGGUGUUUGGGCUGUUUGUGUACAUCUUGGCAGUUGGGAAUGCCUCACUAGGGUACCUUGAGAAGCUUACAUUCCUUGAGAACUCAGGCCUAGAGAAAUAUGGGGCUGAAGCAUUCCUGGUCAACUUCACGGCCCUUGUCACGAUAUUGUUUGGGACCUUCGUUGUCUUGACCGUCUUCUCUAAGCCUGUUGCAGAGGAUGAAUAUAGCUACUCGGCCAUAAACUAGAUGUAGUAUCACCGUCACUUGGUAGCUGUAUGCUUUGACGUCUAGCGUGUACUAUCAUUUCGGGCCCGUCUUCUGUUGUUGUUUGUUGUUGUUUGUGGUAUUGGCGAAGCAGAAUAGAUGUGGUACAUCACAAAUAUGGUGCCUCGAAAUAAACCAGGAUGAGGAUUGGUAGGGGACGAUUCUAAUGGGAAAUUGCAUAAGUUGUACCGUUGGUUGUACUAUGUAUUAUGUGACUGAAGUGCACUAAUCUUUUCACGCGGGCUGUGGGCUUCCCCUCUA
Molecule: messenger RNA, 1265 nt
Organism: Coffea eugenioides
Lineage: Eukaryota; Viridiplantae; Streptophyta; Magnoliopsida; Gentianales; Rubiaceae
Product: transmembrane ascorbate ferrireductase 1
Exons: 4
Coding region: 291-986 (231 amino acids)
Molecular function (GO): oxidoreductase activity
Source: RefSeq, a predicted model, not a curated record